CCCGGAUUGGCGGGUCUCGCUGACCACUCAGGAAAGGCCCAGGCUCCCGUCGAGCCCGGGGAGUCGAGCUGAGCCUGGCCGAGCGGGGCCCCAGCUGGCGGCCCCGGCCUAGACCCUGCGAGCGCCGCGGGGCACUCCCGGCCGAGGCCUUCAGAGGGCUACCCCGCGCGGGGAUGGGGCCCCCGAGGGCAGGCACCUCGGGGUCCUGUCCCUUGCAGGGUGCCAGGGCCAGCUGGGGAUGCGUCCGGGUUCCCCCGACCCUUGGGCUGAGUUUCUCAGCGCUCAGGCUCGGGAGUGACGGGCUUGCCCGUCAUGAAUGUUUCUACACUCAGGAGUGCACCUCACAGUCUUCUAUAAUCUCCGGAGUGAAAUUCCCUGUGAACAGGAUUCUAACUUGGAGGGACCAUGGAGCAGUAUACAGCGAACAGCAAUAGUUCAACGGAGCAGAUUGUUGUACAGGCUGGUCCGAUUCAGCAGCAGCUCUUCCUGUUCCUGUUCUCAGCAGCAGGGUGGUGUCACUGCUGUCCAGUUGCAGACUGAGGCCCAGGUGGCAUCCGCCUCAGGCCAGCAAGUCCAGACCCUCCAGGUCCAGGGGCAGCCAUUAAUGGUGCAGGUCAGUGGAGGCCAGUUAAUCACAUCAACUGGCCAACCCAUCAUGGUCCAGGCUGUCCCUGGUGGACAAGGUCAAACCAUCAUGCAAGUACCUGUAUCUGGGUCCCAGGGUUUGCAGCAGAUCCAAUUGGUCCCACCUGGACAGAUCCAGAUCCAGGGUGGGCAGGCUGUGCAGGUGCAGGGCCAGCAGGGCCAAACCCAGCAGAUCAUCAUCCAGCAGCCCCAGACAGCCGUUACUGCUGGCCAGAGCCAGACACAGCAGCAAAUUGCUGUCCAGGGGCAGCAAGUGGCACAGACUGCUGAAGGGCAAACCAUCGUUUAUCAGCCAGUUAAUGCAGACGGUACCAUUCUCCAGCAAGUUACAGUCCCUGUUUCAGGCAUGAUCACCAUCCCAGCGGCAAGUUUGGCAGGAGCACAGAUUGUUCAGACAGGAGCCAACACCAAUACAACCAGCAGUGGACAAGGGACUGUCACUGUGACACUACCAGUGGCAGGCAAUGUGGUCAAUUCAGGAGGGAUGGUCAUGAUGGUGCCUGGUGCUGGGUCUGUGCCUGCUAUCCAAAGAAUCCCUCUACCUGGGGCAGAGAUGCUCGAAGAAGAGCCUCUCUAUGUGAAUGCCAAACAGUAUCACCGCAUACUUAAGAGGAGGCAAGCCCGAGCCAAACUAGAGGCAGAAGGGAAAAUUCCAAAGGAAAGAAGGAAAUAUCUGCAUGAGUCUCGGCACCGUCAUGCCAUGGCACGGAAGCGUGGUGAAGGUGGGCGAUUUUUCUCUCCGAAAGAAAAGGAUAGUCCUCAUAUGCAGGAUCCAAACCAAGCAGAUGAAGAAGCAAUGACACAGAUCAUCCGAGUGUCCUAACCCCAGGCCAUGUGAUGGAGAUGAUCAAGGUCAUGUUCCUCACCACUGUUCCAGGAAAUUGAUCACUUCUUCCGAUGGGACACUGAUGAUCACAUUCUGCCCUUUUCUACAGGACAGAAACCCACUUAGUUUUUCAAAGUGGCUUGGUAUUAUAAUUGCAGCAGUGUCUGGCAAAUUGAAGUUGCAAGGCUUUGUCUCACCCUUUCAGUCAGGACCUAUUUUAGACUGUUGACAUUGACGUUUCAUGGACUAGGAUGAUGCAAGGGACUCAUGCCAGCCCAACAGUACCACACACAGCACUUAGAUGUUGACUGGUGAAGCCAGCCAGCCGUCUGAGCAGGGGAGAACAACCUUCUCAAGCUAAACUACAAUCCGGGAAGCUGCAGCCCACUCCUUCCCAUGGAAUCUAAACACCAUCUCAGGCUAAGUGAAUGGAUACUGUAUUCAGAGAUGACUUCCAGGCAUGGAAGUUAAAUCUCAUAAUAUGGAAAUAAUAAAUUCUCUGAGAUACAUUCAUCUAAUCUGUGGUAAUAAUAAGAAUCUCUGUCUGCCAAGAUGAUAGGUUGGUAUUUUUGGACUCGAAGCCAAGAAAAAGCUAAUUCUGGGGAUAGAAUGAUAAAAGAAUCAAGCACUAAAAAUAAUUGCUGAAUCUUUUUUCGUUUUGGCCAGUUGUGGUCUGCUUGUCAAUUUGUUGACAGGUCAUCUGGACCAUAGUUCUUACUAUGGCUACUUGUAAGACAAUUUAGAAGGUAUUGGACCUUGAAACUUCCUUUCCUAAAUAGAGAACAAAACAAUACAACUAUGCUGAAGUGCUGAGGACAUUUGUAGUAACUCCUAAACAGAGAGGCAAACUAGAGAUUUUCAGUCAUAGGCUUGGUGACAGCAUUUGGAAAAUAGAAGGGUUUGUGUGUGUUUCAGCCUAGAAGAAGAAGAGAGAGAGGUAUAUAUAUAUAUAUACACCCAUGUGUUGUCAUAUAGCAUGAUUCUUCAGUUGAUGGAUGCCUGGGAUGGAUCAUUAAGAUGAAGAGACUAAUUUACAUUAUAAUCUUUUUAACAACUGAAAGAGAGAAGUCUGAGAUUUGGUCUUUGACACUUUCUGGAAAGCACUGUUCAAUCAAGCUGUCCUGGAUGUUCUCCAGGUUACCUCCUAGACUUAACGUGGAUGUUGGCUUCACUCCUGCAAGUGCUUUGUGCUGGCCCCAGAAAACGGACAUUCUCAUGUUUCCCAUGGCAGCUGACUAGUUGGUGCCAGCUUCCAUUUGCUUCCCCCCUUUCUUCACAUGUCUUGUGCAGCAAGGUUUUCACAUUGCGUCUACAUUUUGGGGACAAAUUACAGACUGGAACUAGAGAUGCCUAUAGUGUAAGGAAUUGGGCUACAGUUCCCAGAAUGGGUUGUGUCUCAUUUCUUUUCUAUAUGUUGAACCCUGGUAGAAGUAAGGUGAUACUUCAGAAGAGUUUCUGCCUACCUGGAAACAAAGAAGGAAAACUUAAUUCUUUUUGACUUAAAUACCAAGAGUAAAGAUUGGCUCUUUUUAUAUUUUACUCUAAUUGUAUUAAGAGAGAAAAAUAUUUCGCUCUCUAAAGAAAACAUCAUAAGCAUUGUAAUGGUCUAAAUAGAGGUACAGAGCUAUGCAAAGAAAGCAGGAAGUGAAAUAUAUUUCUAAUUCCUGGAAUCGAAUCAUCUCCUGGCUUCCAGAUGUCAGGAAUGGAGGACUUAUUCUUUGGUAGACUCGCUAGAAACUUCUGGCUCAUAACAUGAGUUUUAGAUGUUAACUUUAUCCAGUAAUUCCCAAAUUUGUCAAAUGACAGAUUACUAAAAACAAUGAGAAAUUUAUAUCCCUUGGUUUGUUCAGGAAUCUUUAAGGUGCAGAGUUCAGAAAGAGAUUCCUCAGACCUAAUUUCUAGUACUUAAGCCAAUAGUUCUAAAAUGCUAUUUAUUUGUGUCUAAGUUUGUACAUAAUUCCAGCCUCAUUGUUGCGGAAUUAUUUUUUCAUGCAUUUGAGUUUUGCUUGAAAUUAAAUGCUUCAGUUGUCAUUGCA
Messenger RNA from Eptesicus fuscus (big brown bat), 3507 nucleotides. RefSeq names its product nuclear transcription factor Y subunit alpha (gene NFYA). Gene Ontology annotation, biological process: regulation of transcription by RNA polymerase II. Gene Ontology annotation, cellular component: CCAAT-binding factor complex. Gene Ontology annotation, molecular function: DNA-binding transcription factor activity, RNA polymerase II-specific; RNA polymerase II cis-regulatory region sequence-specific DNA binding. The record is from RefSeq and is a predicted model, not a curated record. NCBI's taxonomy places the organism in Eukaryota, Metazoa, Chordata, Mammalia, Chiroptera, Vespertilionidae. The coding region runs from base 317 to 1468 and encodes 383 amino acids. The transcript is spliced from 10 exons.